Molecule: messenger RNA, 807 nt
Organism: Salvelinus fontinalis (brook trout)
Lineage: Eukaryota; Metazoa; Chordata; Actinopteri; Salmoniformes; Salmonidae
Product: fas apoptotic inhibitory molecule 1-like
Exons: 4
Coding region: 262-807 (181 amino acids)
Biological process (GO): positive regulation of neurogenesis; negative regulation of extrinsic apoptotic signaling pathway via death domain receptors; canonical NF-kappaB signal transduction
Source: RefSeq, a predicted model, not a curated record
UUACCUCUGGCAGUAAUUGGAUUGAAAGAGGUCUUGCAGCAAUAAGCCUCUUACAGUAUUGCAGUUUGCACUUGUUGCUGAGCAGAGCAGAGCAGAUCCAGGACAGUUUGAUGGACACACGGACUAACAUUGCCUAAUAACUGCCUAUAGGAUGAGAUUUGAACUACAACCUUGGUUUGAAACGAGGAUAGCGUCGAUGGGACAUAUAUAAUCAUUUCCAGUUAGGCCUACAGGCUUUAUAGCCCUGGAAGGUCAGUCAAGAUGAUGGCCGGAGAUGUUGUUGGUAUCUGGGAGGUGGCGUUAAGCGAUGGGGUUUACAGGAUUGAGUUUGAACACGGCACGGCGACAGGGAAGAGGGUUGUUUGGAUCAAUGGACAGGAGGUGCUCAGAAGAGAUUGGAUGUUCAAACUGGUUGGAAAGGAGACCUUCACAGUGGGAGGCAUGGAAACAAAAGCAACAGUAAACAUUGAGGCUAUCAGUGGCUUUACCUACGAGUACACCUUGGAGAUUGAUGGCAAGAGUCUCCAGAAGUUCAUAGAUAACAGAUCCAAAGUCACUAAGACGUGGGUGCUGCAAGUGGAUGGUGUUGACUGCAGGAUUGUCCUUGAAAAGGACACAAUGGAUGUAUGGUUCAAUGGGCAGAAAAUGGAGACAGAGGGAGAGUUUGUGGAUGACGGAACAGAGACACACUUCACGGUGGCAGACCAUGACUGCUGCAUCAAGGCUUUGAGCAGUGGGAAGAAGAGAGCUGGCAUCAUCCAUUACUUAAUGGUGGAUGGGGAAGCAGUGCCCGGCUGGACAGAUUGA